Messenger RNA from Manduca sexta (tobacco hornworm), 1684 nucleotides. RefSeq names its product saccharopine dehydrogenase-like oxidoreductase. Gene Ontology annotation, cellular component: mitochondrion; plasma membrane; lipid droplet. Gene Ontology annotation, biological process: glycolipid biosynthetic process. The record is from RefSeq and is a predicted model, not a curated record. NCBI's taxonomy places the organism in Eukaryota, Metazoa, Arthropoda, Insecta, Lepidoptera, Sphingidae. Bases 109 to 1362 code for a protein of 417 amino acids. The transcript has 7 exons.
UAACCUUUAGUAUGUUUUCUGCCGCCGCUUGCGUAGGUGGUUUCCUUUAUAUUUAUAUAUAUAUCUAAAAGUAUUUACUGUGUAACAUAUUUUUUCAACUGUAACAAAAUGGACAAGAUAGAUAUUUUAGUUCUUGGCGCUACUGGCUAUACUGGGAGGUUUGUGACAAGUUUUUUUGCAAGAGUUCUGAAAGAUCCUGAAUACAGUGAUAUAAAAUGGGGAAUUUGUGGACGAUCCAAGGAAAAGUUGGAAAUAUUGAAAAGUGAAAUAUGUGGAACAGGAACAGAUGAAUCUAUAAUCGUUAUACUUGAGUGCGACAUUACAAAUAAGCAAGAUUUGAAGAAUGCUACACAAAGUACCAAGAUAAUUGUUAAUUGUACAGGCCCAUUCGAGAUUUUGGGCGAUUCUGUUCUGAACAGUUGCAUCGAAACCGGAACUCAUUAUGUCGAUAUAUCCGCUGAGUUACAUCAAAUGCUAAGUACAUAUCACAAAUACAACAAAUUAGCAGAGGAUGCCAAUGUACUCAUAGUCCCGUCCUGUGGAUUUGCGUCUAUUCCUGCUGAAAUUGGCUUAAUGUAUUUGGAAAAACAUUUUGCAGGUUUGCCAAAAACAGUGGAAUGUUAUAUCAGAUUAGACAUGCCAAAAAAAUGUCAAUGGGGUCUAGGAGACCACUGCCUUGUACAUUACGGUACUUGGGAAUCCCUUGUCCAUGUUCUGCACAAAAUGCCGAUAACCCUUGAGUUGAGGAAAGAAACUUUGGGUGACAUCAUUGAAUCCGAACCGCCAGAACUAAAAAGGUCAUUCUUGCACAGAAAAGACGGAAAUUUCUGGUUCCCGUACCCAGGCCCGGAUACUGAUGUCACUAACAUGUCACAAAAGUAUUUACACGAAAAAAAACAGAGAAAGCAUGUUUAUGUCAAGAAUUAUUGCCUCUUACCAAAGUUAUUUCACUUUUUAGUAAUAAUGGGAAUGUAUUUAUAUUACUACCUGAGCAGAUUCAAAUGCUUUAGGAAUCAGCUGUGGAAACACCCGAAAUUUUAUUCCCUUGGAUUUUUUUCUCAUAAAGGUCCAUCAGAAAAAAAUAGGAAAGGAACACAUUAUAGCUUUACUUUAACUGGGAAAGGAUGGGAUCACAAUACCCAAAGUGAUGCCACACCAAAUAAAUCCUUAUCUGUGAAGGUCUCAGGAAUCGAUCCGGGAUAUGAAACAACUGCAUUAGCGCUUGGUGUGUCUGCUAUCACACUGCUUAAGGAAUAUCCGAAAAUGCCAAAAGGCGGUGUAGUAAUGCCUGGUGCUGCAUUUAGAGAAACUAAUAUCAUUGAUAGAUUAAAUAAUAAUGGCAUGAAAUUUGAAAUCCUUUGAACAAUAAUUCAGACUUUUUAUAGCAAAGGCCGACAAAGUAGCAAGUAGUGUCACCAGUUAAAUUAAGUUGGGCCACUACUAUCUAUAAUUAAGAUUCAUACGUGCACUGCCGAACAUAAGGGAAAGGAAUAGGGAAUAACUACGAAGAGGAGCGGGGAUGUUCUUAUAUAAUGGGUCACUGGAAAUCUAUAAAUAAUAGAAACUCAAACAAUGUGAUAACAACUAAUUUACUAUAAGUACAUUCAAUUAUUUAUCUAUAUAGGUAGAGACUUUAUAAAGUCACCUACAUUUAAAGUGAAAAUUAUUAAACGUUUUGAAAAAA